UCCGCCUCGAACCCUGUCAUGCGUAUUAGAACGGCAUUUAAUUCCGCGCGUAGUAACAGAAGACGAAAUUUUGUCGGGCGGUUGGCACAACAGCCUACAUAGGGUAUAAGUUAGUUCGAUGGCCUGCGGCUGGGUGGGAAGGAAAGGGGGGGGGGGGGGGUGGGAGGUGGAGGGGGGUUCGGCUGUCCUGUGAUCCUACCUGCCCGGUAUGUCGUCAAGGAAAGUUCGUUAGUCGGUUGGUCGAAACGUCUACACACGUCCAAUUUGACGAACCGGUCGGAUAGUGUGUGUGUGUGUGUGUGUGUGUAGGGUCCUUUAACGCUAUGAAUCAGCGCAGACGCAUUACUCGUUGCCACGUCACGGGCUUGGCUGACUAGUGUGAAGAAUUGCUUUCAGAGGUCGCUAGUGUGUGAUCUGCUGUUAGCGGACAAGCAUGUGCCUUCGUCAGUUCUAGUUCGUGUGUCAAAGCGGGACGGAUAGGCAGGACAGUAAGGCACAAUGAGCGGGAGGGGGGUGCGAGCAGACAUUGUGGCGUUCAUAGCGCUCGCGGGGUGCCUAUUUUCCGUCUCUGUGGUGGUGGAGGUGAUAGAAAAACUUGACGGCAGCGACAGCCCCACAUGGUCGGUCUUAAAGCUGAUGGGGCCGCAGCUGUGGAGCCCCAUAAACGGAGACCCUGUACGCCUCACGGUUGCACUGGCUAUUGCGUUGUAUAGUAUGGUGUAUUUCGUCUCGUGCUGGAUAUUGGAGAGAGCGGCCCUGACAAAGAAUGCCUACUUUGUGGUGCCGUGGAUAGUGUGCGAGGGCGCUACCAUCUUGUACCAGACCUGCGCUGCUUUCAACGCGAGUGACAGAUUCACAAAGACAGAAGAAUCGCUACUUAUCCUGGACACAUUGAUUGGCUUCGCGGCGAUCGGUUACGUUACACUGGCUGGCAUUUCGUGGAUGCAGAUGGAACCAUCCACACGUAGACAUCGCGCGACUGGAGACGAUGCGGAGGCGAGACUACUACAUCCAUACUCGGCUGCAGGUGAUCCUGAGGGUCAACCACUACCGAAGGCCAGGAAGAAGACUACUUUGUGUAUGUCCAAAACUUCACCGAAGUCAUGGAAGCGGUACAAAGUUUCGUUGUUGGAGAAACUGGCGGCACGAGAGAUAACUGGGGGCAGACGUAUCCGCUUCCAGGCACCAAAAUGUAGCCCAAAGAAAAAGCGCAAAGUUGCCCAACGGGCAUUUGAUAUGACUGCAUCUCUAUCGUCCGUGGACGCUACUCGCAAUGAAGAUAGUGCAGUUUUGUGUUGCGUACGAGGGGACUCAUUAGUAAAGUGUGUGAAGCCAUUUGACAUACCGAGGACAGUUUUUCGUUUUAGACAAUGGUUUGGUGAUGGAUCAGCUCGCAGCACGGCAGUUGACGGAAAUAAUACUAAUGGACAAUGUACUACUGUAGACUGCGAUUAUUGGCCGUGUAACGAGUCGGCAUCGCCCAGUAAUGGAAUGAUCGGUGACGUUCACCUCCAAUCAGGGACUAUCUCCCUAAGAGAGAGUAUGGACUGUGACACUGGGAGAUGCUUUAGAGGUCAGGAAACUGGAGUGGAGAACAUCUAUGACGUGCCGGAGUAUAUAGAAGAGACGACGGGAAAUGUUAGUCCAUCGAAUGUUAACGCACAAGUCAGCGAGUUAAAAAAAAGUGAAGUGUCUGCUAAUGGGGUAUCUUCUUCUGAAAUACGGAAAUUCACAACUGACGGGGAUCUGAAGUUGCAUGGCGCCUGCCACAGUAUAGCGUGCUGCGGGGAAGGUCUUAGAGCGAGAGAUCCGUUCAUUACAACGGAUAGUUUCAUCUGGAGCAGAAGUCUAAAUAUUAGUUUGGAUGAAAAUGAUUUGGAAUCCUCGACUGGUAACGAAGAGCUAACGCGACAACAAAUUGAAGCCAUUAGCGGGAGGUCAUCGCCGGUAAAUAUACCACCACCAGGAACACGCAGAGCAGGAAAUAUUUGGAUGUGGGCUGCGCCUGAGUCGACCAAACGUCUGUUGUUAAGUGGUGGGGAGGGCCUCGGAUAUGUGUACUCAGCUUCAGAUAUGGACCUGGUUGUGUUCGGUCGGAAGGAUAGCAUGUACCAAGGCUCUUUAGUCAGCAUUGGGACUUCCUCUGUAAGAGACAGUGUUGGUGUAGUGUUGCAUAGAAAGCGCGCCCCAGGAAUAGAACCGACGCACAGGAACAGCUGGGACGGCAGUAUCGCGGAUAUAGGUGCCACAAAGUUUCUGCAAUGGAUCCCUACUCUGUCUGGUACUCCACUGAGAAGUCAGAGCUGGUCUUCCCUUUCAUAGACCACUUCAGAAUUUUUGGAAGAGUAUGUGAUACGGCAAGCUUCUCACACACAGAACAGUCCGUUUGUUCCCAACGGAUUUUCUGCGGAUUGGCUGUGUAACAAAAUGGAGCGUAAAAGCCGUCGUUACGAGAGGGGCUGUGAUUCCCUUGAUCAGAAAUACGGGAAAAUACGAGCGUCAGAUCCUGGGGUGGACACCUCUGGCGAAGAUCUCGUGGACAAUGCAAAAAACCGAAAAAUUCCACGAUGUAAUCUGAAGCUUUCAGACUACUGAUUCGCAAGAGUAGUGAGUUAUUUCCACUCACUAUUAAAUCAUCUUUAGACACUGUUACUAGUGCUAAAAAAGUAUCACUGUUUUAGGUAACAGAAAAACAUACCAAUAUACGGUCAUUUUAUAUGCAAGACGGGUGCAGAACUUGAAUGUCAAUGCGAAUGUAAAACUUCUGUGACGUGGAUUGGACAGCGUCUGUGUUAAAUGGAGACAAAGAAUCCAACUGUAGAAUAUUUAGAUUUAAAAUUAGGUUAUUAUCAAACCUGAAGAAAGCUUCAGGUCUUUAGCUUGGAAUUCUUAAGUUUCUUGCGUAGCUGUUACGCAUUGCCUAGAAUAUUUUCAACAUUAGAACGUAAGACGAGACGCUAAAGACAAAACUAUUUUGAAGUGAAACCAUAGUGAAUUGCUGAUGGAGCUAUAAUGUAAAGGUGAACAUUCUAGGUUAAAAUACUAAGCAAACAGCUUUCGAUCUUGCAUGGGAAUUUGACUAUUUCUCAGAGAAUAGAAACAUAGCACCAAGCACUGAAUGAAGUCUGUUAAACCAUAAUGGUGGGAUAAGAAUACUAGCUACUUAAGGGAACCUCGAAAUGUGAAAGUUUAGUAAGUAAGAAUACCAGCAGGUAGUGGACAUGGCAUUGUGGAGAGGCAUAACUACUGCACCUAUAUGGAUUUCAGCACUGGCUGAUCGUUUGUGUUAGUGACAUAUUCCUGCACAUAAUCUACAAAGGCUACUUAAACCAGUGUGAAAAAAUGAAAUAUUAAUGCAGAUGUACAAUGCUUAAAUAAAAUGUAAUGUAGUUCUAGAAUAAAGGCAUACUUCUUUU
Messenger RNA from Schistocerca gregaria, 3416 nucleotides. RefSeq lists its product as uncharacterized. The coding region runs from base 499 to 2322 and encodes 607 amino acids. The transcript is spliced from 2 exons. The record is from RefSeq and is a predicted model, not a curated record. Lineage: Eukaryota; Metazoa; Arthropoda; Insecta; Orthoptera; Acrididae.